Messenger RNA from Penicillium verhagenii, 1557 nucleotides. Its product is annotated as DNA-protein crosslink repair co-factor UBX5. Bases 1 to 1557 code for a protein of 518 amino acids. Gene Ontology annotation, molecular function: ubiquitin binding. Gene Ontology annotation, biological process: proteasome-mediated ubiquitin-dependent protein catabolic process. The record is from RefSeq and is a predicted model, not a curated record. Gene Ontology annotation, cellular component: nucleus. The transcript is spliced from 2 exons. Lineage: Eukaryota; Fungi; Ascomycota; Eurotiomycetes; Eurotiales; Aspergillaceae.
AUGGAGGACGGCGUGGUAGCCCAGUUCACCGAGAUUACGGGCUCGACGCCUGAGACGGCAGCACAAUACUUGGAGCUCACUGAAUUCAACAUCGAGCAGGCCAUGCAGCUCUUUUUCGAGAAUGGAGGUGCACCCUUGACAGAAACACCUGCUCAACAAGCCCACGGCCGCACUCCCGCAUAUGAAGACGAAUCAGGCGUCGUUCACAUCGAUUCUGACACGGAUGACGAUAGUCGGCCAGCCCAAUCCGCAGAAGCAGGCGCGGGCGCCACAUUUGAUGAUGAUGAAGCCAUGGCUCGUCGUCUACAAGAGGAAAUGUACGGGGGUGGAGGCCCAACUCGCAAUGAUUAUGAGGAUGAGGACGAUGACGGAGUACGGGCGCCUAUGGCGCGCACCACUGAGACCCUGGUGGGGCCGGAUCUUGAUUUCCACGAUGGCAUGCAUUCCAAUAUUCUGGGCCAUCUACGUGCCGGACGAAGUGGCCGACCUGGCAUUUUCAACCAGCAAGAUUCGGCUUCCAUCUGGACUGGCGGCUCGUCAAACCCCCAAGAACAAUUGUCGCAAGCCACAGGUGGAGCAUCGGAUGCUUCGUCUAAAUCCAACAUGCUGGCCGAAAUGUACCGACCACCCUUCGAAAUCAUGUCUCGCCUGCCCUGGGAUGUCGCUCGCCAAGAAGGUCGGGACAAUGAGAAGUGGUUGCUGGUCAACAUUCAGGACCAGUCUAUCUUCGACUGUCAGGUUUUGAAUCGUGACCUCUGGAAAGACAAAGGCAUCCAGGAAACUAUCAAAGAACACUUCAUCUUCCUACAAUUCUCCAAGGAUGAUCCCCGGGCUGCAUCCUACCUCCAAUAUUACUUCCAAGCUAGUGACGUCUCCGAUAACUACCCUCAUAUCGCCAUUGUCGACCCUCGAACUGGUGAAAAGGUCAAAGCCUGGACCGGUCAGCCCGUUAUCAAGGCCCCUGAAUUCCUCAUGCAGCUCCAUGAAUUCCUUGACCGUUACAGCCUGAACCUCAAUGUGCGCAACCCGGUCGCGAGACGGAAGUCAGACAAGCAAGAGAAAACCGUUGAUGCUAUGACGGAGGAAGAGAUGCUGGACAUGGCAUUGAGGAACAGUCUUGGUGCAGAAGGAUCCUCCGCCCCGAAGCUGGAUGACCCAGAUGACUUGACUCGCAGCACUGGUGACAUCAAAGACAAGGGUAGAGCGGCCGACGAUGAGGAGAUGCUUGCAGCAGAGCCCGUUGAAGAGGCUGAAGAUUCAGUGUUCUCCUCUAUCCCAAGUGACCGACCCCACAUUGAGCCGGCUGCCGACCCUGCCACAACUACUCGCAUCCAAUUCCGUCACCCGGCUGGCCGUGUCAUUCGACGAUUUGCGCUAUCAGACCCUGUCCAGCGAAUCUACGAGUGGUUGAAGGCAGAGCCUCCUGUUGAAGAUAAGGUUGGUGUGGAGUUUGACCUGAACUCUCUCGGUAUCAAUCUAAUAGAAUCACUCCAAACAAACAUCGAGAGUGCGGGGCUUAAGAACGGAACUGUCAAUAUCGGGUACCUGGAGGAAUAA